AUGCCUUCCUAUAAAUUACGAAUCUAUGCGUGCAUCACAUCUCUUUUUAUUAUAUGCAUAACGCCAUUUGACCUUUGGGAAUCAAUUUUUGAAUUUGUUGAUCACAAAGCCGCGAGUUUUAAUCUUGCCAAUGCUGUAAGAUCAACAACUGCUUUUCAUCUGGCGAAUAUUUUCUUCUAUUCAGACAAAAAAAGCAAAGGAAUAUUACUUCCGACCAUCCAGAUUCUUGAUGAUGAUAGGGAGGCUGGGCUUUCAGAUCUUAGAAGAGAGGCAGAGAAUUCUCUCAAGAGUGCUAUUGGACAUCGUGCUUCAGGGCAUAUUUCCAAGGCCUUAAAACUUCUUGAGCAUGCAGUCCGCCUUGAUCCAAAUAAUGCAGAUAUUUAUGUCGAAUUGGGUCAGGUCCUUGAGGAAAAGUGGCGUUAUCAUAUAAAAUUAGACGAUUCUUCAAGUACUACUGAAUUAAAUAGUAGGAAUUUCGCGACUCAUCCUGUUUCGGCUGUCCGAACAUAUUCUGACUUCAAUCCUAUGCUAAAUAAGCUCAUUUCUUCUGCCGACCACAUGUAUGGAAUGGCGCUAACACUUGAUCCUGUAAAUACGAGAGCUCUCAUUAACCGUCGCCGUACACUGCCUUUAAUUGAAAAAAUUGAUCAACACAGGUUUAAUCUAAUUGACAUGAAAAUGGCUCAGUUCUACAAAAUUCCAGAAACAAAUCCCGGUUUGCGUCAAGCCAAGCUCGAUCACUAUUUUCGUCAUAUCUAUCAUUCUAGUGCAAUUGAAGGGAACACAUUGAGCCUUGCUCAAACUCGAUCUUUGCUCGAAACACGAUUGGCUGUUGGUGGUAAAAGCAUUAUAGAGCAGAAUGAGAUCCUUGGCCUCGAUCUUGCUCUUCGAUUUCUUAAUACGACUCUCUUGCGCGGUCCUUCACGCCCUCUCGGAAUUGGCGAUAUCCUCGAACUUCAUAGACGUGUCUUAGCCUAUGUGGAUAUUAGCGAGGCUGGUAGAUUUCGUCAUACUCAAGUAUGUUUCGCCUAUUAUUUUAAAUAUCUUGUCGCAACU
Molecule: messenger RNA, 1056 nt
Organism: Protopolystoma xenopodis
Lineage: Eukaryota; Metazoa; Platyhelminthes; Monogenea; Polystomatidea; Polystomatidae
Source: the annotation of a GenBank genome assembly